Messenger RNA from Echinostoma caproni, 594 nucleotides. The record is from the annotation of a GenBank genome assembly. NCBI's taxonomy places the organism in Eukaryota, Metazoa, Platyhelminthes, Trematoda, Plagiorchiida, Echinostomatidae.
ACGAACUCGAUCGUGGACGUUGUGAUCAGUUGUCGGCAGACCGGUCAACAUGUGGUGAUCCCUAUCCAUAUCAUCCUGCCUGCUUAUGAUGACGAAUCCGUGGCUGGAGUUGUCGGCACUCAGUCGUGGUGGCCGUUAUUCGGACUCACGUGGAUUCACCUCUUUGCGCUGAUUAUACUUACAUUGUUGGUUGCUAUAUUUGGUCAUGUUAUGACUAAGUCAGCCACUUUGGUCAGCAAUUCCUCGGGAUCUGGCUCUUCCGUGACCAAGAAUCUCCCUACUGCUGUACCACCGUCUCUGGUGAGUCCACUUCAUUCUAGCCCACGGAAGCUGUGGAGUCAAGGCUAUACCAUUUCACCGACACGAGCGGUAUCACUGACCUCCCAAAGUCCACAAGAACAGCCACAACAAAUGUUCAAUACUGGUGUCAGUGGUGGGUCACACUUGUUCGGACCGAAUGUUCACCAGCGCUAUCGGUCUGGAGGAAGUCCGAUCGUGUCAGAUAGCGGAGAUCUUUUACUGGAAGAACAACGUUGGCGAAACGCGCUAACAGGCAAUUCACCUCGUUUGCGAGACACAUUCGAUAGCAUUUAA